Molecule: messenger RNA, 1433 nt
Organism: Cercocebus atys (sooty mangabey)
Lineage: Eukaryota; Metazoa; Chordata; Mammalia; Primates; Cercopithecidae
Product: ficolin-2-like
Exons: 8
Coding region: 1-1014 (337 amino acids)
Source: RefSeq, a predicted model, not a curated record
AUGGAGACAGAGGUUACAGUGGGCGGCUGCAACCCUAUAAGAACCACGGAGUUCCUUCAGUGGCAAAGACCAGAGCCACAAAGGCUGAGCCAAGCUGCCGUGGCCAUGGGACCUGCUCUCCUCGCCCUCUCCUUCCUGUGGACCACGGCCUUGACUGAGGACACCUGUCCAGAGGUGAAAGUGGUGGGCCUGGAGGGCUCUGACAAGCUCACCAUUCUCCGAGGUUGUCCGGGGCUGCCCGGGACCCCAGGGCCAAAGGGAGAGGCAGGCGCCAAUGGAAAGGGAGGAGAACGCGGUGUCCCUGGAGCCCCUGGAAAGGCGGGACCAGUGGGACCCAAAGGAGACGCUGGGCAGUCUCAGUCUUGUGCGACGGGUCCACGCACCUGCAAGGACCUACUAGACCGAGGGCACUUCCUGAGUGGCUGGUACACCAUCUACCUGACCAACUGCCGGCCGCUGGCUGUACUCUGUGACAUGGACAUGGACGGAGGGGGCUGGACCGUUUUCCAGCGGAGGGUGGACGGCUCCGUGGACUUCUACCGGGACUGGGCCGCGUACAAGCGGGGCUUCGGCAGUCGGCUGGGGGAGUUCUGGCUGGGGAACGACAACAUCCACGCCCUGACCGCCCAGGGAACCAGCGAGCUCCGUGUAGACCUGGUGGAUUUUGAGGGCAAUCACCAAUUUGCUAAGUACAGAUCAUUCAAGGUGGCCAGUGAGGCGGAGAAGUACAAGCUGGUCCUGGGGACCUUUGUGGAGGGCAGCGCGGGUGAUUCUCUGACAUACCACAACAACUACCCCUUCUCCACCAAAGACCGAGACAACGACCAAGAUGCUAAAAACUGUGCUGUGCGCUAUCAGGGAGCAUGGUGGUAUGCCACCUGUCACCUGUCAAACCUGAAUGGUGGCUACCUCGGGGGGGCCCAUGACAGCUUUGCAAAUGGCAUCAACUGGAAUUCGGGGAAAGGGUACAACUACAGCUACAAGGUGUCGGAGAUGAAGGUGCGGCCCACCUAGCCCGGCACUGAGGUCAGAGGGUCUCUCCACGCACCCUGGCUGGAGGAGCGCAUCCCUCAGCCCUCACCAAGAGGGCAACGUGGGGAUCGUGGCCCCCAUCCUCAUGGAAAGAGGGAGCUCCCACCAGUCCCUUGUAGGCAUGGCCCACAGAGCUUUGCGCCCAGUGCCAGCGUCCAGCCCCCUGCCUCCCGUCUGCAAGGUUAGGCGAAGCCCCAGUGUGCCUCCCUCACUGCAGCUGUCAGUGCUUGCUUGCCUCACAGGCGAUCAUGGAAUGCCAUGGUUAUUUGCCCUGCCCUGACCACCGGCCAUGCCACUGUGCUGCUCAUCCGUCCUUGCUUCCCUGCGACUUGGCCCUGUGGGUGGAUCAGAUGCCCUAGGGCUGAGGGGGUUUCCCAUUGGCUAAGACAAAGCAGGGCCGC